This is a messenger RNA of Xyrauchen texanus (razorback sucker), 4596 nucleotides long. RefSeq names its product zinc finger protein 135-like. The record is from RefSeq and is a predicted model, not a curated record. The transcript has 9 exons. NCBI's taxonomy places the organism in Eukaryota, Metazoa, Chordata, Actinopteri, Cypriniformes, Catostomidae. Gene Ontology annotation, biological process: regulation of transcription by RNA polymerase II. The coding region runs from base 29 to 2911 and encodes 960 amino acids. Gene Ontology annotation, molecular function: RNA polymerase II cis-regulatory region sequence-specific DNA binding; DNA-binding transcription factor activity.
AAGUGACGUGACAGCAACAACAUUCUCAAUGGAGGAAAAAAACUGCGCUGAAAACACAAACACAGGCGUCCAGCUGCCUCUGUCCUCCCUGCGGCUGCUCGUCCCGCCGCUGCACCUCAUCUGCGCUUUCAUGUGGCAGGUGCUGCAGCAGAAGAGUGUGAUGCAUUAUGGGAAGUUGGAGGAGUUCGUCUCCAUGGUGACAGAGAAGCUGCCGCAGUUGCUGGGUUACAGACAGAGAGUUCAGCUGAUGCUGGGACUGAGAGCCAGGAUGGUUUUGGAGUUGUGUCGUGAUUCAGCCGAUGUCAGAAGCGUUCAAGCACAUCUGAACCAAAUCCAGAUUCCAGCGCCGCCGGCCGGACUGCCAGCUGGUCUUGAUGCUGAUUUGGGAUCUUCAGUGUUUAAUUUCAAAGCUUUGGUUCUGGCGCUCAUCAAAGACCCGGUUGAGAAAGCUUAUUUCUUUCAGGAAGUGUUUCCUGCAGAAUAUGGAGCUCAAUACGACACGGCUCUUAAAGAGCUCAUGUGGGAACUUCUGUCCAGCCUGGAGAAACUGCUUCCUGUGCCAGACAUAGAAAAAACGGUGUCAUUGCUCUCUCCUGCCCCCGCUGGUCUGGAUGAAUGUAUGCAGAUCGACCCCAACGACCUGGACGCUCUCCUGCAGCAGCAUCAACUGUUUGGAGGUUCAGAAGGUCAGAGUUGGCAGAAAGGAUCCAAAGUGGGGUCUGUUCCUCGUUCAUCUGGUGACUGGAUUCUGUCGUCGUUGUCCAUCCCUCCGUCAGCGCGUGUCGUCGUCACUGGUGAGCCCGUACAGCUCUAUCAUGUCCAGACAUCCAGCGUCGCCAUCUUGACUCCGGCCGCUCUUGGUCAGCUGAGCUCGGAUGGCAUCAUCGUCACCGACUACAUGGAGGUGGAGCUGAGCAGCCACGACAUCUCUGAUGAGCUGAGCAGCCACGACAUCUCUGAUGAGCUGAUGGAGGCGAGCGCGACGCACGUGGAUGGAGAUGUGGAGGAUAAGCCGAGCAGCGGCUGCGUGGACGUGCUGUUAGAUGACGAACGUUCCUCUGCGAGCGAGAGCGUGGAGGAACCUGCGAGCGGUGCGGACACAAACACUUUAAAUGACAAACUGACAAAAUGUGACGUGACGUGUGAGACUGUGAGUGAUGCCACGGCAACGACAUCCCAUAAUGAGCCUGUCGUGGCUGGAAUGAGCAUCACAAACGCACAGAAUGAUGAGAGCACACAGGACACACUGACGGAAGAGAAAGAGCCUGCCGAUGUCACUCCUGAUGCAGGAAAUGAUGCAGCUGCUUUACAGGAAGUCAAAACACCACCUGUAACAGAUGUCAUCCAGACGCCCCCUCACCGGAGAGGGCGAGGGAGACCGAGGAAGAGCGUAGAAACGACUGAUAAAAACAUGGUAAUAAAAACCCGCCGAAGAGGACGUCCCGCAUCCGUAAAACAGGAGAACCGCACAGAGGAGAGGAGUUCUGAUACACCGCAUGGAGAGAAUCAAGACACCUCCAAUGAGCAGUCUGACAGAUCUGGAACGCCUGGAGUGGUUUCUACUAGCCAGUAUCCCACACGCAAAUCACGCAAGACUGAACCAUCGAGGGAAGAGUCCGUUGACAACCCCCGUGCUCGUUACCUGUGCAACACCUGUGGCCGUAAGUUCACCCGCAGCUCUGAUGUGCGUCGACACCAGCUCACGCACACAGGAGAGCGUCCGUUCCACUGCAGCCACUGCGAGAAGACGUUCCAGCAUGCAUGGGAUCUGACCAAACACUGCCGAAAGAUGCACGAUGAGGCAGCAUUCACGUGCCAGCUGUGCGCAAGCAGCUUUGCUAACCUGCGCCUCCUGAGGGCCCACCACAAGAGAGACCACCACGGUGACCUGCCUCAUUACUGCUCCAUCUGCGGCGAGGCCAGCUUGACGGCCGCCGCGCUCAUUCAGCACCGCAAGACACACAGCGUCACGCAGCAGCAUCGCUGCGAACAGUGCGGCAAGGGUUUCGACACAUUACUGCAGCGAUCCAUACAUCGGCAGAGCCAUCUCAAACGCCUCCACUUCAAAUGUCCGCUGUGCGAUAAAAUGUACACCCGCCGCACGGACGUGAAGAGGCACCAGUUGAGUCACACGGGCGAGCGGCCGCAUCAGUGCUCGCUCUGCGGGAAACGCUUCAGUCUGCGCACCGGUCUGCAGAAACACCUUGUGACGCACACGGGUGAGAGACCGUUCCAAUGUACGUGCUGCCAGAAGUCCUUCACGCAGCUGUCCAUUUUACACCGCCAUGAGCGCAUGCACACGGGCGAACGGCCGUACCUCUGUUCGCAGUGUGGGAAGCGAUUUCUGUCACAUGGCGAGCUCAUUAAACACGAUAAAACCCACCGGGAGGAGAGACCGUACUCGUGCACGCAGUGCCACAAGUCCUUCAAGUUCAAACGAGCACUGCAGGAGCACAUCCUGUCUCACACCGGCGCACGGCCGUAUCCGUGCAACUACUGCGGCAAAAUGUUUGCCAAACCCUUUGCGUUAAACCGACAUCACCUGAUACACACCGGAGAGCGUCCAUUCUCUUGCGCUCACUGCGGCCGGACUUUCCUCACCUCGAACGAGCUCGCCCUCCACGAGCGAGUGCACACGGGCGAGCGGCCCUACUGCUGCGUCACGUGUCCCAGGAAGUUCCGCAGUUCCUCUGAGUUGGCGCGACACCGCCGCAGUCACACGCAGGAGCGGCCGCACGGCUGCAGCUACUAUCCGAUAGCGUACGCCACUGCCACCAAACUCAAAAGUCACGUGAGAAUCCACACAAGGGAGAGCAAAGCCAAACACUUGCCCAGCGCGAAACAAACCGCAGAUGUGUUAGCGGCCAAUGCGCACGAAGCCGCCGAUGCCAUUACCGUUAUUUUAGAAUAGUGUCAGUGGACUGUUUGACAGUGUCUUUAGUCUAAGACUAAACUAACCCGUGUCGGGCAAAUUAUCACUUGCUUGUUUCAGCUUUUUGUGUUGCUGUUACAGUUCUGUAUUCAUCACUCUUCAUCAUGGAUAAAGUAUUUUAUAGAAUAAUGUGUUGAUGUGUCAUUAGUUUACAUCUCCUGGUGUUGAGCGAGAGAUCCUGGUGAAGUGUGUAUCACGUCUGAUUUAUUUUCCUCAUAGGCAAAUUGAUUAUUAAUGAUAACUUCUAAACGUUUAAAGACGUGUUUAAAAAGUGUUCGCACCGUUGCUUCCUGGUCGAUAUACAGCGAUCUGGCACGCCAAGGUCACGCAGAGCCACCCAGAGCUUGUCAUGUUCAACGCAAUCGAAAUCUUUACUGUAGUCGAUGAAACGCAUGUUCAGAUCUUUCUGGUAUUCGCAGGUGUUUUCAAUAAUCCAUCUGAUGUUGGCGACGUGAUCUCUAGUACCUCUCCCCUUCCUGAAGCCAGCUUGGACGUCCGGCAGCUCCCAAUCGAUGACCUGCUGGCAUGAGAAAUCAGCACUAUUGUGCAGUAAUUGGAGCAUUCUCGGGCAUCCCCUUUUUUUGGUAAUUGGCUAAACACAGAUGUUGUCCAGUCCUUUGGCCAUUUACAAGUGGACCAUGUCUCUUGGCACAAGGCUUUGAUGGCACUGCCUGGCACUGGUUUCAGAAGUUCUGCAGGUAUCCUAUCGAUUCCUGGGGCUUUCUUGUUUGUCUCAUAGCCCAUGCUAUUUCUUCCAAAAUGUUGUGUUCCCUGUCCAUUUGGCCAUUAUCAUUGUCUUCAUGGUGUUCAGUGUGACUGGCAUAUAGCUCGUCUGUAUACUCUCUCCACCGGUUAGGGUUAAGGGGGUUAAGGUUAGGCUUCUGCUGGUUGCUCAAUUCAAUUUUAUCAUGAACCCUGACUGUUCCUCUCCGGAGAGAGAAACUGGAUCACAUCAGCUUCACUUCAGCAAACAUGGCUAAUUUUUAAUUGGAUCACUUGAUUCGCGAUACUUAUUUAUGGGCUUGUAGUUCAUUCCAUCAAUAAAGAUGUUAGGCUCUGUUAUCGUGAGUGCGCAAAGCGCAGCAUUACGACCGCGCGUUACGUCUUAUCCAAUUAUCGUGAGAGCGUGGGUGUAUUGUAUAUUAAGGAAGUGCCGCAAAGCGCAGUUUGCUUUUCCUGAGAAAGAUGUCAUUGACACAAGAUGUUUCAAAAACAUGUCUGUGUUCAGCGCAAAAUGUAAGUUCCUGCAUUUGCAGUUUGGAGAUGGUAUCAGGUGGCGAUAAAGAUCAUGUCCUAACUCUGUAAAUAUAGAACAUGAAUUAUGUCCAUGACGAUCACUGUUGUAGCGUUUAAAGAAAGGAAUAUUUAUGAGAUUUGAGUUAAACUAUUAUGCGUAUGUAACAAUUCUAUUUAUGAUCUAAUAUGUUUUGAUAUUUUUCCACCUGUUGUCGUUGAGCGAUUUUUAAGGAGUGGAGGACGUUAUUGAGUAAAAUAUUUGGAUUUGGUAUGAUUUUUUUUUUUUACCACUUGGUUAUUUUGAUUAUAUUUUUAUUUAGUAUGAUGUGUGAUUUGAAUUUAGAAAUAUUUUUGGUAAAAAAAAAUUGUGUUUUAAUAAACGUAUAAAAAAUAUUUAAUUGCAUUCCGAUACAAACACUGUUAAUAUA